Messenger RNA from Closterium sp. Naga37s-1, 606 nucleotides. Lineage: Eukaryota; Viridiplantae; Streptophyta; Zygnematophyceae; Desmidiales; Closteriaceae. The record is from the annotation of a GenBank genome assembly.
AUGCGCUUUCGCUUGCGUUCCGAUCCAUCCAUGCAUACUGGAUCUUCGUUGUUCAGCCCACUCACAGGCGGCACCAAAACACCCGAAUUCCUCAAGAUACAGCCCUUCGCGCGAAUCCCUGUGCUCGAAGACGACGGGCACGUCAUUUAUGAGUCUCGCACGCUCAUGAGAUACAUCGCUGACAAGCACAAGGACCGGGGGGCGAACCUCCUAGGAGAAACGCUCAUGGACCAAGCUUUGGUGAAUCAGUGGAUAGACGUUGAGGGGCACACGUUCUCACCUCCGGUGAUGGUUCUGGUGUAUGAGAGAGUGUUCAAGCCCCACUUGCACAAGCGCCCGUGCGAUGAGGAGAGAUGGAAGGAGGCAAGGGAAAAGCUAUCAAAUGUGUUGGACAUAUACGAGAAGCAUCUGGAAGGGAGGGACUACUUGGUCGGAAACUCUUUCACACUCGCGGAUUUGACCCACCUGCCCUUCACCGAGCUUUUGCCGGCCGCAGGGGGAUUUGAUUUGAUUGAGAGCCGCCCGAACGUGAGCAGAUGGUGGGCGCGGAUAUCGGGGAGGGAUGCAUGGAAGAGAACUCAGCAGCUGGAGCCGUAUGAAUUUUAA